UCCCAGGAACCUCAUUAGCCCUCCUCCUCAGGCUGGCUCCUCCUUCUCCAGGCGCGGGGCUCGUGCCCGCCGCUGCCAGCGCGCAUCGCGCAUCGCGCCUCCGCGCCCCCACCCCCGGCUCCUGCCGUCGCUACUCCCUCCUCCUCUUCCUCCUCCUCCGCCCAUCACCGCCACUACGGACGCCUUCGCCGCCUACUCCUCGCGCGGCCGCGGCUCCUCGCGCUCUGCUCCAGCUUCCACCAGCCCAUCCCUUUGCUGCCUGUUCCUUAGGCUGCUGCAGUCAGUCUCUCUCUCUCUCUCUCUCUCUCUCUCUCUCUCUCUCUCUCUCUCUCUCUCUCUCUCUCUCUCUCUCUCUCUCUCUCCUCUUCUCCCCUCUCUCUUCUCUGUUUUUCUCCUCUCUCUUUCUCAAGUUUUCCAUUUCCCCAGAAUCAGAGCUACUGGAGGAAAACAUCUACUUCUGCUUGCUGUUCAGCUUCGCAAACAAGGAAGAUGGAGACAAAAUUGAACACCUGCAAUGUACGGUCUCUGCUGCUUGUUUUCCUGGUGUGGCACCCAGCCAGGUUGGUGCUGGCUAACAUCCAAGAAGAUGAGGCUAAAAAUAACAUUACCAUCUUUACAAGAAUUCUAGACAGACUUCUGGAUGGUUACGAUAAUCGGCUUAGACCAGGACUGGGAGACAGUAUUACUGAAGUCUUCACUAACAUCUACGUGACCAGUUUUGGCCCUGUCUCAGAUACAGAUAUGGAAUACACCAUAGAUGUUUUCUUUAGACAAAAAUGGAAAGAUGAGCGUUUAAAAUUUAAAGGUCCUAUGAAUAUCCUUCGACUUAACAAUUUAAUGGCUAGCAAAAUCUGGACUCCAGAUACCUUCUUUCACAAUGGGAAAAAGUCAGUGGCUCAUAAUAUGACAAUGCCCAACAAGCUGCUUCGAAUCCAGGAUGAUGGAACACUGCUAUACACCAUGAGGCUUACAGUUCAAGCUGAAUGUCCAAUGCACUUGGAGGAUUUUCCAAUGGAUGCACACUCAUGCCCACUGAAAUUUGGAAGCUAUGCAUACACAACAUCAGAAGUCACUUAUAUUUGGACUUAUAAUGCUUCUGACUCUGUUCAAGUUGCUCCUGAUGGGUCUAGGUUAAAUCAAUAUGAUUUGCUGGGCCAGUCAAUUGGGAAGGAGACCAUUAAAUCCAGCACAGGUGAAUAUACUGUAAUGACAGCUCAUUUCCACUUGAAAAGAAAAAUUGGGUAUUUUGUGAUUCAGACCUAUCUGCCUUGCAUCAUGACUGUCAUUCUCUCCCAAGUGUCGUUCUGGCUUAACAGAGAAUCUGUGCCUGCAAGAACUGUGUUUGGAGUGACAACUGUUCUCACCAUGACGACACUCAGCAUCAGUGCUCGAAAUUCUCUCCCCAAAGUGGCUUAUGCCACCGCCAUGGACUGGUUUAUUGCCGUUUGUUACGCAUUUGUGUUCUCGGCCCUAAUUGAAUUUGCGACUGUGAAUUACUUCACCAAAAGAGGAUGGGCUUGGGAUGGGAAGAGUGUAGUAAAUGACAAGUCCCCUUCAAUAAAAGCUGAAGGCAUUAUAUUCACACACAACUCAGUGAAGGCAUUUCUUCAAGGAGCUAAACUAAUAUGGUCCAAGUAUAUAGCUUUCUCAUGGUCCAGUUUAAGCCAAGCAAAGCCUUUAGAGUACUUACAGAAGCGGAUGGACUGUUUAAUCUUCACACACUCUUCUAAAAAAGAAAAAGGUUCCGUCAUGAUACAGAACAAUGCCUAUGCUGUGGCUGUUGCCAACUACGCCCCCAAUCUUUCCAAAGAUCCUGUUCUCUCCACCAUCUCUAAAAGUGCAACGACACCAGAACCCAACAAGAAGCCAGAGAACAAGCCAGCUGAAGCCAAGAAAACCUUCAACAGCGUCAGCAAAAUUGACAGAAUGUCUAGAAUAGUUUUCCCAGUUCUGUUUGGUACAUUUAAUUUAGUUUAUUGGGCUACCUAUUUAAACAGGGAGCCUGUAUUAGGGGUCAGUCCAUGAGUCUAGACAUUGGUUACCUUUUGGCUAUAGCAACAUUACACUUGGUUUAUUUUGCUAUGUACAGUCUUACUAAUAACUGCUAAUUUAUGUCCCAAUAUGUACAGUAUGUAUAUAGUGGUAGAGCUUACCAGUAGACCUCUAAAGGGGACCUGCAUUUGCUAACUCAUGGAAAUACAGGCAGAAAACAUCCCGUGCCAAGAGCCAUUGCCUUUUAAAAAGAUUUACCUGAGGACCUAGUUUAAAGUGGAUUUCAGAUCACGAAUUUAUUUCCUAGUGUUCUAAUUAUGAUGAAAGUUGAGAAUCCUCUGUCACCCUUUGCAAAACCUUUGAUUUAGAUAUUACACUAAAAAAAGUCUACUGUUACCUAAGGAUGAUCAGAAUUUAACAUUGUUUCUCAAAUAUGAGUUCUGCAUAUCUGAAUCUCUGAAAGUCUAAUCUGCUCCCUCCAGGAGAGUUCAGAAGCCCUGCUAGUGUAAUGGGAAGCUUGACACACAUAUGGAGAAGCUAGAGAUGUGAAAACAGCCUUUAAUUACUAUGUAGACUAUCUAUAGCCAUGUACAUAUUACAAGCAUGACAAGCUCAAAUAGCUAUGAGUCACCAUGACAGGAUGUUGAUUAUGCUUACAUUUAAGAACUAUUGGAAUGUCACGGUCAUUCUAUUUUUAGCUUGAGAGUUUAUUUGAAUGUGGUAAACUGAAUCUUACAGCUCACUACAAUCAUUGGGAACUACCUAACAGUAUAAAAAUGAAGAUAAAUGGACUUAGUUUUCGAGGCACAUGUUGUCAGCUGACUUUUUCUGGUGCUGGAGAGUGGAAGAAAGCAGCCAUCUUGACUGCGGUGGAACAAAGUUCAUUCAUGUCAGACUAGAAAGCUGUGCCAAAAACUCCAAGCGAUGAGAAUUCAUAGGUGUCCUAGGUACAGAUGAGCACUUAUAUGAUUCUCUUCUUUCCUGUUUACUGCAAAUUCUGCCUUAAGGCUUCUUCUCAUCAGGAAUCAGAAGCCACUAAUUAUAAAGGAAAGGGCAGUUAGUUGGCACAUUUUUCUGUCUGGAAAGCAGCUCUUUCAGGUAAGAAUUAAUAUAAAUCUGCUUUUGUAAAUUGCAACUUUAAAUUUCAUUGACUCGAAUUUACAGCAGCUUUGUAUACCAGAAGAGGUUUUGGUAAGAGUUGAACAUUUUUAAACCACAACUUUAAAACAUCAUUGACAGAUUAUGGAUUAUGUUACACACACACACACACACACACACACACACACACACACACACACACACACACACCAUGUAGCUAAAUUAGAAAACAUGAUUUUCAAUUUUAUAUAACUACUGAUUAUUAAUAGUUAAAAUUCAUUUUUUUCUUUUAGUACUUAAAGACAUUAUUUAUUCCCCUGGAACAUGCUAAAGUUAACAGUGUGUUUUUGUCAAAACCAAAUUACCUUUGACUGACACGUACAUUAGCAGUUAUUAGUUGACUUUUAAAAUUAAACGCAACUUCAUGAUGAUGUUUUUGUAGAAAACUAAGUAGUCAAAUAGUGGCAUUUCUUGCAAUUUUGUACAGUAUUUGAGUAUAUAUAGUGCAAAAGAGGUCUGUUCACAAAAUCAAUAAAAGGGGCAUCUUCUGAAAUAAGCAAACUCAAACAAAAAUAUACCUGCUGUUCUUUUGCCUCAUUCAACUUUUUGAUUUUCUUUUCUAGUGUGGUUGAUUCUACUAUGUGCUUUGCAUGAUUGUAUUAAUACCAGGGUCACAGCUGCAUCUUAUUAACAGAAUUCGCUAUAAAGACAGCCUUGACAUUAAAAACUUCCUCACGAAAAGUAAUUCAUAAACCUUAAUAAAAUUAUUACAUGAGCCAAUAAAUGUAUUUUGUUAAUUCCCUUCCAGUCACAUCUUCUUUAUUAUCUAAAUAAUUUUAAAGUGUGAAUAUCAUCCACACAAUGAAAUAAAAGAUACCUGUUUUCUUAAAUACUUAUACAUUGAAAAAUCUCGAGAAAAACUUAGGGAAAGUUGCAGCUGUGUGUGAAAGACUGUAAUAUUUGAAGAAAAGUUGUUAAGAUGCUUUCUGUGGUGUGUGUGGCCAAUGCAUUAAGAAAAAUUUAGGGUGGCUGAAGAGAGCCUAAAGGUUAUCAGUACAUAUUCCUCUUGCGGAGGACUUGAUUUCAGUUCCCAGCACCCAGACAAUGGCUCACAAGUGCCUGUGACCUCAGCUCCAGAUCUGACACUCCUUGCAGGACUCCAUGGGUACCCUCAAAUAUGUGUGCACAUACCUCAUUCCACAUAAUUAAAAAAUGAAAAUGAAUAGAUUAAGCCGGGCGGUGGUGGCGCACGCCUUUAAUCCCAGCACUCGGGAGGCAGAGCCAGGCGGAUCUCUGUGAGUUCGAGGCCAGCCUGGGCUACCAAGUGAGUUCCAGGAAAGGUGCAAAGCUACACAGAGAAACUCUGUCUCAAAAAACCAAAAAAAAAAAAAAAAAAAAAAGAAAAUGAAUAGAUUAAACUUAUACCAUGCCCCUUUAUUCUCUAUAAGUUUCAUUAUUAUAAAUAUGUACAAAUGUAAAAAUAGUUCUAAAUAGUUUUCCACAAGUAAUAAGAAAAGAUCUUUCUGCUGUGAUUAUGUUGAUGGUAGAACUUUUGCUAGUUUUUUUUUUUCAGAUGGAGUAGAAAUCUUACCAUUAUUGUGAUUCCUUGAAAUAACAGAAUUAGAAUUUUUUUCAUUUCAGUCACAAAAAUCAUAUUUGACUCUAAUAACAUUCUCAUACAAAUUUAUCACUGUAAGAGCACUUUUCAGAAGAGAUAUAUCAUAUAUUAAUAUUUGCUUUUUGACUCACCAAAUGGUUGGUUAAUAUGCUCUAAUGCUGUAUAAAGACUUAGACAGUCAUGGCGCGUGCAGAAUGUACUUGUAUAGAGAGAUGUAAGCACAUUAUAUAGCGACUUCUCCAGCUGUCACUUACUUUUACUUACUGUUUUUACACUCCCUCAGUCCUGUAUAAACAUCAUUGGUAUUUCAGCCACAUACUCCAGGUGAAGAUAGUGUAUUCUUUUCCUUAUAAAUAACUAAAGACUUCUAUAAAUCUGUAAAUUAAAUUAAUACUGAGAAUUUAUGUGCCUACUAUGCUAAAAUGUGGGCUGUUUUCUUUUUUCUCCUACUUUCUUUAACAAUAAAUAUGGUAAUAAGGUAAAUA
Peromyscus maniculatus bairdii (prairie deer mouse) is the source of this 5193-nucleotide messenger RNA. It is a transcript of the gene Gabra2, whose product is annotated as gamma-aminobutyric acid type A receptor subunit alpha2. Lineage: Eukaryota; Metazoa; Chordata; Mammalia; Rodentia; Cricetidae. Gene Ontology annotation, molecular function: GABA-A receptor activity; extracellular ligand-gated monoatomic ion channel activity. The record is from RefSeq and is a predicted model, not a curated record. Gene Ontology annotation, cellular component: membrane. Gene Ontology annotation, biological process: gamma-aminobutyric acid signaling pathway; chloride transport; monoatomic ion transmembrane transport.